Molecule: messenger RNA, 1000 nt
Organism: Ambispora leptoticha
Lineage: Eukaryota; Fungi; Glomeromycota; Glomeromycetes; Archaeosporales; Ambisporaceae
Source: the annotation of a GenBank genome assembly
UGCAACUGAUUUUACUGCUUAUGAAGAAAUUUUAGACAAAGAUGGAAAUACUAUAAAUGGAUUGGCAGUGAAUGCAGCAAAAGAAAUGCAAAAAGAAGCAAUAUUUCACUUUGAAAAAGAUUUAGAUGUUUAUCCAAUGCACAGAUUUAGUACUUUUCUUGAUGCUGAUGGUAAACCUGAAUUUAAAUUUGAUAGUCAUGUAACUGAAUGGCAAUCAGUUCUUGAAAAAGUUACAAAUGCAGUAAUUGAUGAAAUGGAACAGCUUGCUCAGACUAGAAUAGAUAAUUUUACUCCUAUUAAAGAAGAAAUAGGCAAAAAACUUAUUGAACUAUCUUCCUUAGAUUCUAAAGUAUCCAAAGCUCAACAAGAACUUAAUAAUGUUAAAAAAUUAGAAAAAACAGCUAGAGAAGGGAAAAUGCAAGACUUGAAAGAUACCUUUAAUGAAAUCAAUAAUAAAUCUGGAGUUAAGACUAUUCUGACUGGACCUGAUGCAUUUGAUGUAACUGCUUUAAAAACAGCUUUAGAUAAUGAUGAAAAAGCAUUAAGAGUAGCAGUAAGAGCUCAUUUGAAAACUUUGAAGUCUGCUUUAGAAGGUAUAGAAACAAGAAUUAUAUUAGAUCCAGUUGAGAAAAAUGAGUUAGAAGAAAUUGAAAGAUAUUUAGCAGGAACUCCAGUACCAAUUGAGAAAAGAAUUCUUCCUAUUAAUGGAGCAAGCAGUAAAAUCAAUAAAGCUGAAUUAGUUAAAUACUGUAAAGAAACUCUAGCUAAAAAACCUGAAUUAAUAGAUGAUACUUAUGUAGUAAUACAUACUAUUGCUUUACAAGAAUUAAAAGUAGAUAGUAAGCUUAAAGAACAAAUCCUAAAAGAGAUGGAAGAUUACAAAGAUGGCGACAAAAGGUUAGAUAAAUCUAAAUAUAGGGAUGGGAAAGAAUUUACUGAAGAAGGAAUUGUUAAGUACUAUGCAGAAAAGUUAGGUGGACAAAAUCAUGCUAAGAAGUAA